This is a messenger RNA of Rosa chinensis, 381 nucleotides long. RefSeq lists its product as uncharacterized. The coding region runs from base 1 to 381 and encodes 126 amino acids. Gene Ontology annotation, biological process: mRNA processing. The record is from RefSeq and is a predicted model, not a curated record. NCBI's taxonomy places the organism in Eukaryota, Viridiplantae, Streptophyta, Magnoliopsida, Rosales, Rosaceae. The transcript has a single exon.
AUGGCUAGCCUCGUCCGGAGACUGACCAGAAACUCAACCUCUCUAAGAACCCAUCUUUUCCCUAUACCUAAACCCUUUCCCAUUACCCAUCACAAUCAUCUGGGCCCUCCCAAAUCUGAUACCCACCUUCCCCAUUUGGGUCCUAUAACCGUCGACAAGGUCGAAUUGUCGUUGCCGGUUUUCCCCAGUUUUCCAUUCGGGUAUUGCUUGAAUCCGAUUUCCCAAAUUGGGUCGGAGCGGUUGGGGCUGUGCGAGGCCGAUGGGGUCGGGUCUGAUGACGCGGGGACGAUUUGGGCUGACAGCGUGAAGAAGAAGAGGAAGAGGAAGAUGAACAAGCAUAAGUUGAGGAAGCUCAGGAAGAGUCUUCGUCGCAAGACGUGA